UGUUGUUUUAUAUGGCAACCAAGUGCUCAAUACUGGCAAGGAAUUUCCUAACCAUGUCCUAGCUAGAAUUCAGACAAAUUCAGAUACUUAUGAAUCCGGAUGAUGAUACGUUAAGUCAUCAUUAAUAAGAAUAUUUAAAGGUAUGCUAGCAUCUAAACCUUUUUUUUAUUUUUUAUUGUAUGGUGUUAGCCUAGCCACGUUUACAUGCAUGAGAACUAUCUAUCCGCUUUGUUAAAGCAGACCUAUCCUAUUGCAGAUGUGUGUGCCUUCGCACAGUGGGAUCACAGGGUAAAUGAAAGCAGAUCUUAUACCUCGUAGUGGCUGAUCUGACUAGCAGUAAGACCCUGCAGGCUGCUGCAAUGUCUUGAACAGAACAGUGCGGGCUCUGCAUAUACUAGAAGGGAAGGAAGUCAUUAGUGUAGAGGAGUACAUUUUGUUGCUGUUGCAGGAUUUCCUUCCAGCAUUUCCCAAGUAAAAUUCUGUGUUUUUUCGGUGGAUCUGUUUUAUUUUUGUUUCUGUUUUGCAAUGUAUUAAGCCGUGUGAAUUGUUCACGCAGAACCUUUUCCUGAAACAUUUUUACGAAUCGAAGACCUCGGCGGAGUGCGAUUUUUCGUCUUUUUUUUCUUCUUCUUCCUCUUAUGGAACUGUAUCCUGGAAUGUACUUUUUUUGGGGGAAAGAUGCAAGGGGAUAGCUGGCAACCUUCGCCUGUAACUGCAAAGCACUCAGAGGAUAGGGAAUUUUAAAGAGAGGUAUUUGCAACAUGACCAAAUCAGAUCUCCGCUGUGCAGCGUGAGAGUACAGGACACUUCCAGAUCUUGGAUUGCAGAUGUGAGCAUUUAUGACAAAAGAGAAGUGACUAAAUCCGGGUUUUCGAGAAAGAAAAAAAAGAUAUUUUCCGAUACAUUUUUUUCUGCUCAAUUUUCCAUAACACCAUGAAGCAUUGGAUUUUCCAACUCGCUCUGAAUUCUUCUACUCCAGAUCACUGAUUCUGCUGACACUCUUUUUAAUUAUUAUUGUUUUAAUAUUUUAGUUCUAUUUUUUUUUUCUUUCUUUCCACCCUUCGGAUUUGGAUAAACUUAACUGGAACCGAAAUCUCUUUUCCUGCACUUUUGUUUUGUGAUAAUGUUCCGAAAAAGUAAAUAUGCAACAUAUUUAAAGGGGCAGGAAGCAUGACUAUCAGCAGCUGUAAAAUUCCCACAUUUACAAGUAUCUUUCACGUCUCUUGAUGCUCACCCUUUUUACGUCCAAAUAUGAUGAAAUGGCAGCCCAGGAAGAAGGCAUACUUCAGACAGGGCGUUGCCCUUCAAUAUCUUGGUCGUCAUGCGGAUGCCCUGGCUGCAUUUGCGUCUGGGUUGGCGCAGGAUCCCAAGAGUUUACAACUAUUGCUUGGAAUGGUGGAGGCUGCAAUGAAAUCCCCAAUGAGAGAAUCUCUGGAACCUACAUAUCAGCAACUUCAGAAGAUGAAACUGGACAAGAGCCCCUUUGUGGUGGUAUCAGUGAUUGGUCAAGAACUUCUUACGGCAGGACAUCACGGUGCUUCGGUGGUUGUAUUAGAAGCUGCGCUGAAAAUUGGAACUUGCAGUCUAAAAUUGAGGGGCUCAGUAUUCUCUGCUCUGAGCAGUGCCUAUUGGUCUCUCGGGAACACAGAAAAAAGUACGGGAUAUAUGCAACAAGACUUGGACGUAGCAAAGACUCUAGGUGACCAGACGGGAGAAUGCCGAGCCUAUGGGAAUCUGGGAUCUGCAUUCUUUUCCAAAGGAAACUUCCGGGAGGCACUUACUAACCACAGACAUCAGCUAGUUCUUGCCAUGAAACUGAAGGAGAGAGAGGCGGCAUCAUCUGCCUUAAGCAGCUUGGGUCAUGUCUACACUGCAAUUGGCGAUUACCCUAAUGCACUGGCUAGCCACAAGCAAUGUGUUCUCCUGGCUAAACAAUCCAAAGAUGAACUGUCUGAAGCACGAGAACUGGGGAACAUGGGAGCUGUCUACAUUGCAAUGGGGGACUUUGAAAAUGCAGUUCAUUGCCAUGAACAACACUUAAAGAUUGCGAAGGAACUUGGGAACAAGAGAGAAGAGGCCCGGGCAUAUAGUAACCUUGGCAGUGCCUUUCACUACAGGAGAAAUUUUGACAAGGCAAUGUCCUACCACAACCAUGUUCUGGAACUUGCACAGGAGUUAUCUGAAAAGUCCAUAGAGAUGCGUGCCUACGCUGGCUUGGGUCAUGCUGCGCGCUGUAUGCAGGAUUUGGAGAGAGCUAAACAAUAUCAUGAGCAACAACUGUCUAUUGCUGAAAGUCUAAAAGACCGUGCGGCAGAGGGUAGAGCUUCUUCCAACUUAGGAAUAAUUCAUCAGAUGAAAGGAGACUUUGAAACUGCACUGAAAUUACAUAAAACUCACCUUUCAAUCGCCCAGGAAUUAAAUGACUAUGCUGCCCAGGGAAGGGCAUAUGGCAACAUGGGGAAUGCUUACAAUGCCCUUGGGAUGUAUGACCAAGCUGUUAAGUAUCAUCGUCAAGAGCUUCAGAUAUCAAUGGAGGUCAAUGACAGAGCUUCACAAGCAUCCACUCAUGGGAAUCUGGCAGUGGCAUAUCAGGCUUUAGGUGCUCAUGACAGAGCUUUACAACACUACCAAAACCAUCUGAACAUUGCCCGGGAGCUAAGAGAUAUUCAAAGUGAAGCUCGAGCACUAGGAAAUCUUGGCAACUUUCAUUGUUCACGGGGUGAAUACAUGCAGGCUGUACCCUUCUAUGAACAGUACUUGAGACUAUCGCCAGAGUUACAGGAUAUGGAGGGAGAAGGAAAGGUUUGCCACAACCUUGGUUAUGCCCACUAUUGUCUAGGGAAUUACCAGGAAGCUGUUAAAUACUAUGAACAAGAUCUGGCCUUAGCAAAAGAUCUCCAUGACAAGCUAAGCCAAGCCAAGGCGUAUUGCAACUUGGGCCUCGCUUUUAAGUCACUGAUGAACUAUAAUAAAGCAGAGGAGUGCCAGAAAUACCUUUUGUCUUUGGCACAAUCUCUGAAUAAUUCCCAGGCAAAGUUCAGAGCUCUUGGGAACCUAGGUGAUAUUUUUGUUGCUAAGAAAGAUAUAAAUGGUGCAAUAAAAUUUUAUGAACAGCAGUUGAGCUUGGCCCAUCAAGUGAAAGACAGACGGCUGGAGGCUAGCGCCUUUGCUGCUUUAGGCAGUGCUUACAGAAUGAUACAGAAGUAUGACAAGGCACUGGGAUAUCACACACAAGAACUUGAGGUCUUUCAGGAAUUAAAUGAGUUACUUGGAGAAUGUAGGGCUCACGGUCACCUUGCUGCAGUGUAUAUGUCCUUAGAGAAGUAUACUAUGGCCUUCAAGUGCUAUGAGGAACAGCUUGAACUUGGGCAAAAGCUAAAGGAUCCUGCAAUUGAAGCUCAGGUAUAUGGAAAUAUGGGCAUCACCAAGAUGAAUAUGAACGUGAUGGAGGAGGCCAUUGGCUAUUUUGAGCAGCAGUUAGCAAUGUUACAGCAAUUGAGUGGAAAUGACUCCAUACUAGACAGAGGCCGAGCAUAUGGGAAUCUGGGCGAUUGUUAUGAUGCACUUGGAGACUAUGAAGAAGCAAUAAAAUAUUAUGAAAAGUAUUUAUCUGUAGCUCAAAGCUUAAACCGCCUCCAAGAUCAAUCCAAAGCAUACAGAGGACUUGGAAAUGGACACAGGUCCAUGGGGAGUUUACAGCAGUCACUCGUAUGCUUUGAAAAGAGACUUGUGGUUGCUCAUGAACUUGGGGAAACAUCAAACAAAGCCCAGGCCUAUGGUGAACUGGGUAACUUGCACAGUCAGCUAGGAAAUUAUGAGCAAGCAAUAUCCUGUCUAGAACGUCAAUUAAAUAUUGCCAGAGAAAUGAAAGACCAGAUACUGGAAAGUGAUGCUGCCUGUGGUCUGGGUGGGGUGUAUCAGCAGAUGGGAGAAUUUGAUACAGCAUUACAGUACCAUCAGCUGGACUUACAGAUAGCAGAAGAAACCAACAAUCCAUCUUGCCAAGCUCGGGCUUACGGAAAUCUGGGACUGACCUAUGAAUCGCUGGGUAACUUUGAGAGAGCUGUGGUUUAUCAAGAACAGCACCUUAGCAUUGCAGCAGAAAUGAAUGACUUGGUAGCAAAAACAUUAGCUUACAGUAGCUUAGGAAGGACUCAUCACGCAUUACAGAACUAUUCUCAAGCCGUAAUGUACUUACAAGAAGGCUUGAGGUUAGCAGAACAGCUGGCCCGCAGAGAGGAUGAAGCAAAAAUUAGACAUCGCCUUGGACUUUCGCUUUGGGCAAGUGGGAACUUGGAAGAAGCUCAACACCAGCUUUACAGAGCUUCAGCGUUAUUUGAAACAAUCCGACGGGAGGCGCAGCUCAACACCGAUUACAAGCUCUCCCUCUUUGAUCUGCAGACGUCAUCAUACCAGGCUCUGCAGCGGGUGCUCAUCAGUCUCGGACAUCAUGAUGAGGCCUUAGCUGUUGCGGAGCGAGGAAGAACACGAGCUUUUGCAGAUUUGCUUGUUGAACGGCAAACUGGACAACAAGAAUCGGAUCCAUAUACACCUGUAACAAUAGAUCAAAUCCUGGAGACUGUAAAUAGCCAAAGAGGCCUGGUGCUCUACUAUUCAUUGGCUGCAGGCUAUCUUUACAGCUGGUUGCUUGCUCCUGGAUCUGGAAUCCUAAAGUUUCAUGAAUACUAUUUGGGAGACACAACCUUAGAAAACACCAGUGAUUUCACUGAAUCCGGAAGUUUGAGUUUUCAGGGCUUGAACAGUUCAGUUCUGGAGCAGCACAUUGCAAAUGUCCGGGAAAGCCUUGGAGUUGACUCUUACUAUACAAGGACUUGUGCAAGCAGCGAAACCGAAAGCGAGGCUGGAGAUUAUAUGGACCAGCAAUAUGAGGAUCUAAACAAUAAAAUAAAUUCUGUAACCGACCCAACAGGAUUCCUAAGGAUGGUUAACAGAAACAACACCUUCAACAGAAGUUGCCAAAGCAUGACCAGCCUAUUCAGCAAUACCAUGUCUCCUGUGAAGGAAAAUACCUCUUCUCUUCCCCGAAAACAGGCCUGUAAUAGUAAGCCACCUCUCCGAGCACUCUACGACUUGCUUCUGGCACCAAUGGAAGGGGGACUUAUGCAUUCCAGCGGACCUGUGGGGAGACACCGCCAGCUGGUCCUGGUACUAGAGGGGGAGCUGUACCUUAUUCCAUUUGCUCUCUUAAAAGGCAGCUCAUCUAAUGAGUAUCUUUAUGAACGCUUCAGUCUUAUUGCUGUCCCCUCCAUCCGAUCGCUGAACAUAAACUCCAAGUCUCACUUGCGAAAAAAUGCUCCCAUAUACUCAAGUUCUACCUCGAUGGCAGCUGUCAUAGGAAACCCUAAACUUCCUCCGUCAGUGAUGGAUAGAUGGCUGUGGGGUCCAAUGCCCUCAGCAGAAGAAGAAGCCUACAUGGUGGCUGAAUUGUUGGGAUGUCAACCUCUAGUUGGCAGUUUAGCUACCAAGGACAAAGUUAUGAGUGCACUCACACAAGCUGAAUGCGUCCACUUUGCCACCCACAUCUCAUGGAAACUUGCAGCUCUGAUACUAACCCCUAACAGUGAGAACAACUCUGGAACAAACAAAAGCACCUUUGGCAACACCUAUACUAUUCCGGAGUCUUUACAAAUGCAGGACGAUGCCAGUGAUGUAGAGAGCAUAUCAGACUGUCCACCUCUCCAAGAAUUCCUGUUGACAGCGGCAGAUGUCCUGGAUCUUCGGCUCCCUGUUAAAUUAGUAGUUCUUGGAUCUUACCAGGAAUCCAGCAACAAAGUUACGGCAGAUGGAGUUAUUGGCUUAACACGAGCCUUCCUGGCCGCUGGGGCCCAAUGUGUCCUUGUAUCUCUCUGGCCUGUUCCGGUUGCAGCUUCAAAAAUGUUUGUUCAUGCUUUUUACUCGUCACUUUUAAAUGGAAUGAAGGCAAGUGCUUCCCUCUCCGAGGCAAUGAAAACAGUGCAGAGCAGCCAGCAAUACUCCCAUCCAUCAAACUGGGCAGGGUUCAUGCUUAUAGGGAGUGAUGUGAAGCUGAACAGUACAUCAUCAUUGAUUGGUCAAGCCCUAUCGGAGAUCCUCCAGAACCCAGAACGGGCAAGAGAUGCUCUAAGGGUUUUAUUACAUCUGGUUGAAAAGUCUUUGCAGAGGAUACAGAAUGGACAGCGUAAUUCCAUGUACACGUCACAGCAGAGUGUGGAAAAUAAAGUGGGGGGAAUACCAGGCUGGCAGUCACUGUUAACAGCUGUAGGAUUUCGACUUGACCCACCAGCCAGUGGCCUACCUGCAGCUGUCUUUUUUCCGACAUCUGAUCCUGGGGAUCGUCUUCAGCAGUGCAGCACAACCAUACAGUCCCUCUUAGGUUUGCCGCACGCUGCACUUCAGGCUCUAUGUAAACUUAUCACUGCUUCAGAAACUGGAGAACAGCUGAUAAAUCGGGCUGUUAAAAAUAUGGUUGGAAUGCUGCAUCAGGUCCUUGUCCAGCUGCAGACAGACAAAGAACACGAUUUCUCAUCAGUUCCUAUCCAGGUUUCUAUCAGUGUUCAUCUUUGGAGAUUGCCCGGGUGCCAUGAAUUUUUAGCUGCUUUAGGCUUUGACCUGUGUGAAGUAGGACAAGAAGAAGUCAUACUGAAAACUGGCAAACAGGCAAAUAAAAGGACAAUGCAAUUUGCUUUACAGUCUCUCUUAGCUCUCUUUGAUUCCACUGAGCUUCCAAAACGCCUUAGUCUCGAUAGUUCCUCAUCACUUGAGUCCUUGGCAUCUGCACAGUCUGUUUCUAACCCAAUCCCUCCAGGAUAUCUGGGCCAUCCGUUCUCUCCAACAUGUCCAGAUAGUAUGGCUUCAGAUGCUAUCUCUGUGUACAGUCUAAGUUCAAUCGCAUCAUCAAUGAGUUUUGUCUCUAGGCCAGACUGUUUAGUAGAGGGUGAACACAAGAUGCGUCAGGACCACGACAGACCAAAAAAUAUUUAUUCUCUCAGAAGUUCUACGAGAGGCCAGUCUUCCCCACAGACCCAGAUGUCAUUAAGCAAAGAGGAACAAGAAGAGUAUGAUGGGUUUUCUAUAAUAAGUAAUGAACCUCUUUUGUCAUACACAGAAAACCUAGAUCCUAGCCUCAGAAAGGAUAACGUUCAGGAAACAAUCAAAGUGUCUGUAAACUCUAAAGGCAGUAUAAGCACACCAAGUUCACCUGUUAAGCUUGCUUUGAUUCCAAGUCCGAAUUCACCUUUCCAAAAAGUUGGAAAACUUGUGAGCUCUGAUACUGGGGAAUCAGACCAGUCUAGCACUGAAACAGACAGUACAGUGAAGUCUCAAGAGGAAAGUAACCCUAAACUUAAUCCUGAGGAGCUUGCACAAAAGAUCUUGGAGGAGACACAAAGUCAUUUAAUUGCAGUUGAACGACUUCAAAGAAGUGGUAGCUUGAACAGGGUGAAUCAUUCACCUGAUGGGGCUUCAACCCCAAAUGGCAGCUCUAUGUUCAGGUCAUCAGAAACAAGUGCUUUUAGCAGACCUGCUCAGAAAGGGAUGCCUUCUCCAGUUACUGUGAAACCAAAGCCUCCAACAAGAAGCUCUUCUCUACAAAAGGUGAGCUCAGGAUACAAUAGUCCAGCAAAUUCGGAUUCAUCCCUAAAGGAAGGUGCAAGUCUUCACAGUAACCAACCUUCUCCAAGUUCAGAUUCACCUUUCAAACUGAAAUACCCUAGCUCUCCUUACAGCUCCCAUAUCUCAAGAUCUCCUCGAAACAUAUCUCCAAGCUCAGGUCACCAGUCUCCAGCAGGAAGUACCUCAUCUCCAGCCCUUUCAUACUCCUCUGCUGGAUCUGCUCGAUCCAGCCCCGCUGAUGCACCUGAUCUAGAUAAAUUAAAACUUGCUGCCAUUGAUGAGAAAGUGAAGGCCAUCCACAAUCUCAAGAUGUUCUGGUCAACAAACCCUCAGCAUAUGUCAGGUCCUAUCAAAAUAUUGCGUGGAGCGCCUGGAACAAUGACUUCAAAGAAGGAUGUUCUUAGUUUAUUAAACUUGUCUCCACGACAUAACAAGAAGGAAGAGGCUGUGGACAAUCUUGAACUUAAAGAAAUUUCUGCUCAGAAAAAGCAUGUGGAAGCCACACAGCAAAAUCCUCAAAAUGGACAUAAACACACAGAACACAUAAAUGUAGCAAACAUAACUCAGUCAGCAUCAUCCAUUAACAUGUCUGGUUCUAUACGAAAUUUAAAACUGUCAUCCGGAAAUGGGUACAAGUUCCUUUCACCCGGAAGGUUUUUUCCUUCUUCAAAGUGUUAAAAUGUCUUUUAUACA
Molecule: messenger RNA, 8304 nt
Organism: Hyla sarda
Lineage: Eukaryota; Metazoa; Chordata; Amphibia; Anura; Hylidae
Gene: TTC28
Product: tetratricopeptide repeat domain 28
Exons: 22
Coding region: 1252-8289 (2345 amino acids)
Molecular function (GO): protein binding
Source: RefSeq, a predicted model, not a curated record